AUGGCGUAUGUCUACUUUAAUCUGGCUGAACCUUUAGCUGAGACAGCUCCCGUUGAAGAAGUCAGUGGUGCUGCUCUUGCAUCAUCUGGUCUAUUCAUCCCAGGAGCUGCUGAAUCUGACUUGCCGAAAUCGCUCCUUGGAGGGGAUGUGGAUUACAGUGCGAAGACGUUCAGCCAAACUAGCCCCGUAGCAGCGCUGGAACUCAUGAAUGGGGUGCCCAAAGAUAGUGGCAUGCAGCCUCGCCAUUUGCAACACAUGAGCAUGGAAGCCUUCUAUGAGCUAUACUUGUUGUGGGGCAGUGGAAAUGGUGACACCCGUGAUGAUUUGGCCAAGAGCCGUUGCUUCUCCCUUGUGUAUGAAGAGCGCUGGAAGGGUUUGCUCCAAUUCAGGGAAACCAGUCAGCAUACCACACUUCAGAAUGAACGAGAUCAGCUUGAACAUGCUCAAAGCCAACACAUCCGAAAUGUCAGACACUACAGGAGUGCUCAGUCGCGGCUCAACACCAUGAGUGAAAUCUCAACUGCUGCAGGGCAGGGUGGGAGCAGUGCUUGCAUUCUCAAGCUUGACAUUGUAGUUGAAAGCUACUUUGUGUUGGAACCUGAUGUCCCAAAGGACAGUUCGACAGAGGUGACAUGCAUUCUCCGGGCACUUGACCAGGCAAAGGAAAUCUUGGAUGCACGUGGUGUGGCCAUGCCAUCGCACCUUUGCAUAGAGGACUUUGUCAACAUCAUUCAUCAGAAGAUCAAGCCAUCUCGGAAGCGAGAACUCAGGGCAGAGAUUCUCACAGGCAGCCUGAAUUGGAAGGCCUACUAUGAUCAGUACGACAUCUACAUGAGUGGGUUGGUCAAGGGCCCCAAAUCGUUUCUCAAGACUGCGGAGAUGGUGGAGAAAGAUCCGUGGGAUCUUGUCAAAGCGGCCAAGUGGGAACGAUUUGCACCUGGACCAGUCCAAGCUGUUUCAGUAGCCCCUGUGAAGAAGGAUCUUGAUGACCAACCACAAAAGAAGAGGGGGAGACCUCCAAAGGAUCCAAACCAGCCAGCGAAGAGGAGGGGGCGCCCUCCCAAGAACCCUCCUGCCCAGAUUCAAGAGGCGAGUGGCGCAGCUGAAUGCCCCUUUGUGGAGCAAUCUUCGGUGGCUGCAGUUGCGGUGCCACCACCUGAGCAAGCUGAUCCAGUGGUCGUGCCGGCAGGGGCUGAGCCAAUGGUUGACCCAGGGGUUCUGCCAGACCUACCAACCCGUGCUACCUUUGCUGGGAGAACCAAGCUUGGAUCUGAAGAUUUCCAACAGCAAUGGGAAUGUCGGAGAUUGAUGUUCUACAAGAAUGUCCCCAAAGAGAUGUGGAAAGAUAAUGUUGAGCGUGAGUUCUGGUCCAUGUGUUCUGCUGCUGGGGACAAUGAUGUUGGCUUGAAGAAAUUCCUUGAGAAAAGAGGUCAUGCACCUGCUGCUGCAGCCCAGGCACCCAAGGCCAGUGCAAAGCAGAAGGCAAAGGCCAUGGUCAAGAAGCCUUCCACGAAGAUUCCUGGUCGUGGACGUGGACGUGGGAGGGGUUGUCUGAAAAACAAACGGCCUUGUAAGUAG
Messenger RNA from Cladocopium goreaui, 1578 nucleotides. The record is from the annotation of a GenBank genome assembly. NCBI's taxonomy places the organism in Eukaryota, Dinophyceae, Suessiales, Symbiodiniaceae.